Penicillium argentinense is the source of this 669-nucleotide messenger RNA. RefSeq names its product translin. Gene Ontology annotation, biological process: RNA metabolic process. The record is from RefSeq and is a predicted model, not a curated record. Lineage: Eukaryota; Fungi; Ascomycota; Eurotiomycetes; Eurotiales; Aspergillaceae. The transcript is spliced from 7 exons. Gene Ontology annotation, molecular function: single-stranded DNA binding; RNA binding; sequence-specific DNA binding. Bases 1 to 669 code for a protein of 222 amino acids. Gene Ontology annotation, cellular component: cytoplasm; nucleus.
AUGAUCGACCAACGUAUUUUCGAAGAUCUUCAGACCAAGAUCGAUGAGGAGUCCGCCGUCCGCGAUGACGCUCCACGCAAGCCAUUCUCGCGAGGGCGCAUUCAACGCCCAGUGAUAAUGAAGACGGUUCUUGAUGAUGCCACUGCUAGCAUUGCUGCCCAAAAAGAGGAGGUUGCACGCUUGAAGGCCGUCGCCAACCAGCACCCGUUCUAUAAGUACAAUGGAGUGUGGUCGCGUGAGCUCCAGAACCUGGUUGCCUCGAUUGAGCUGUGCGCUUGGCUCGGUGGACUUCAGGAACAUAAAGGCCCUAACUCGGCUUCAUUCAUGACUAUUGACGACGUCGGAAAAUACCUGGAUGUCCUGGUCAAUCUCAAAGAACAAGAUGCUUUCCAUUUGACCAUCGAGGAGUACCUCCUCGCGCUCAUCUCCAUGGUCGAGGAACUGUCUCGCCUCGCAGUCAACUCAGUCACCCUUGGAGACUAUGAACGCCCUCUCCAGAUUGGCAAUUUUAUCAAGGAUCUCUUCUCCGGAUUCCAGCUUCUCAACUUGAAAAACGACAUCCUGCGGAAGCGAAGCGAUGGAAUCAAAUACAGCGUCAAGAAGGUUGAGGAUGUCGUUUACGAUCUUUCGCUGCGGAAUCUCAUCCCCAAGAGUGGCGCUGCAGUCUAG